Molecule: messenger RNA, 1458 nt
Organism: Leptosomus discolor (cuckoo roller)
Lineage: Eukaryota; Metazoa; Chordata; Aves; Leptosomiformes; Leptosomidae
Source: RefSeq, a predicted model, not a curated record
CGGGAAGCCAACCUGGUCUCUUCACUACAUUUUCUGUGAAAACACUUCUUGGGUUUACAACUAACUUCGAAUCUGCAGCUUCCGAAGAAGAAACAGUGCUCAAAGCGUUUCGACCUUUGCACACCAAUAUAAACGCUCUUGCUAACACCUGGCAUGAGAGGAAUGAUAAUGAUUGUAAUGACGACUCAGAAAAUGAGCGCGGGGUGAAUAGUAGCAGUGGCCAAGCCGAGCCAACGACUUGCAGGCAAGCUGACGCUGACCUGGGACUGGAGUUUGCGGAACAAAAUGAGUUACUUCUUCACCAUUUAAAGUUUGUACAGACUUCUUUGUCUGAAUCUGACAGUGAGGACAAGGAUGCUAUUCUUGUACAAGGUACUCUGGUUCAUGCAACAAGUGAUACAGAAUCAGACACAGAGAGUAAGGACCUAGACACUGAUGAAAACAAUACAAGCGAAUCUGGGCUAAAUAAUGUUGGCUUGUCUACUCAGGCUUUGGACAAUAACAAUGAAAAUAAAGAAGAGUCAGAAUCAGAAGGGCACAGCAACAAUGAUGCCACUGUGGGUACAGAUGACAUUGAGUUACACCCACCAAUUUCUAAGCAGCUCCCGAAAGAGCUGGAUGGUAUUUUGGAGCAUGACUCCAAUGGAAAACACAGAAUGUUAAUGGAUGAGCAGUUCAGUCGCUUGCUUGCUGCAGGGGAAUGCCCUCAGGAACUUCCAGAUGAAGAACAAAGACCUUCAGCUGAUAAUACAUCGCUCCAAAAAACUGCACUGGCUGAAAAGACUUUCCAGCUGCCUGCUUUCUUUAGUGGACUACGUGUGAGGAAAAAGGGACUAACCACAGAGGAUGGGGAAACUGUUACAGAAAUUAAACCAAGGGAGAAUGAUUUAGCUCUGCUUAAAUUACGACAGCCUGUUAAGAAAUCCAGUAUUACAUCAGGUUUGACCACUAAAAAAAAAUCGGCUGAACCUAAAGCAAGUCCUACUUUCCUGGAACAACUCUCUCACUUGUUAAACAUAGACGUCUCCAAGAAUGAAGAUAGAACCGAGGACUCUGGUGAGGGAUCUGGAGAGACCGAGGAUAGUGAUGAAGCUCAGGAGAUCAAAGCCUCCAGUAGAACAGAACCACGAUUUCGCUCUGAGGAAGUAAAAUCAAGCCCCGCUGAAUCUGCACUGGACGUCUUUAAAGCGUUAUUCACACGGCCUCCCAAAAAAGAAACAACUGCAGAUACUUCAGAGCUGGAAGCUAUAAAACGCAAAAUGAGAAAUGAAAAAGAGUCCUUGAAAGCUGUAUUUGAAAGGUCAAAAUCAAAACCUGGGGAUGGACCAUCAGACAAAUCUCCCGACCUGAGUCCCUCAGAGCAAGAUGACAAGACUCCAGGGAGACUCCAGACUGUCUGGCCGCCACCGAAAGCAAAGCAUGAAGAAGUAAAAGUAGGAUUAAAGUACACAGAAGCAG